AUGACUGUUAACUACCAUAAUCUAUCCCGAGAACCCAGCCCAUUCCGCUUCUACCGGCUGCUGGUCUUCACGUGGAAGUCGAGCAUUUGGAAAGCCGUGUUGCCACUGCUCUUCGUCUGGUUGAUCAUCUACCACGUCAUUUCGUUCGUUUAUCGAUUUGCGCUGGACGAAGGGCAGCAAAGAACAUUCGAGCACGUGGUGUACUUUUUCCGGGGGAAGCUCGUCUACGUGCCACUCGAGUUCUUGCUCGGAUAUUUCGUCACGAUCAUCUACAAUCGAUGGAAGGAUCUGUAUCUGAAUAUAGGCUUCAUCGACAAUGUUGGCCUGAUGACGGCGGAAUAUGUGCGAGGCCACGGCGAGAUGGGGCGGAGGAUUAGGCGGAAUAUUAUGAGGUACUGCGAAGUUGCGCAAAUUCUCCUCUUCCGGGACAUUUCCCUGCGCGUACGCAGGCGAUUUCCGACGUUGGAGUCGAUAGUAGCGGCGGGCUUUCUUUUGCCCGAGGAGCUGGAGCAGCUCGAGAAAUAUGACGACAAGAAUGAGAAUCCCAGGCAAUGGGUGCCGUUAAGGUGGGCCCAAGAGCUGUGUGUGGAGGCGAGACAUCGCGGGUUGAUUGAGAGCGACUAUUAUCAGCAGGUUGUCGUGAAUGAAAUUCGGACGUGGAAAACCAACCUUGAAUGGUUGCGCAACUAUGAUUGGACGCCAUUUCCCAUGAUAUAUCCAACGGUAGUCUCUUUGAUGGUACACGUCCAUUUCGCCGUGGCCCUCAUCGCACGCCAGCUGACAUUUCGUGACUCAAAGGGCACUGAGCUGCUCGACGUUUACUUUCCCUACAUGGAAUCGCUCGAAUUUUUCUUCUAUAUGGGCUGGUUAAAGGUGUCUGAGGUGAUGCUCAAUCCGUUUGGGGAGGAUGACGAUGAUUGGGAGGGGAAUGCGCUUAUAGACAGGAAUAUUACCAUGGGCUUGAUGAUUGUCGAUCAGGGCUUCAACAACCCGCCAUCGUUGAAACGAGACGUCUUUUGGGAUGAACACACACCACAUCUAUUAUAUACUGAAGAUUCGGCGCGUAUGCCGCAGACCAGAUACGCCGGAUCCGUUUCGCACAUAAACUUGGUCGAUCUCUCCAAAAAAGUCCCAAUGAUUCCGCGCGCAUUUUCCGUCGAUGGUUUCGUAACGGACUUGCCGAAAUUCGCGGCUCCCCGCCGACGCCGGAAUACCGAUGAACCGUUUGCCAGGGACGACGCGCAGGCCAGCACGCGCACCCAACGCUCAAAUGAUCCAUAUGAAGUGUUUUAUUAU
Mesorhabditis spiculigera is the source of this 1296-nucleotide messenger RNA. NCBI's taxonomy places the organism in Eukaryota, Metazoa, Nematoda, Chromadorea, Rhabditida, Rhabditidae. The record is from the annotation of a GenBank genome assembly.